Messenger RNA from Amborella trichopoda, 1859 nucleotides. RefSeq names its product UDP-Glycosyltransferase superfamily protein. NCBI's taxonomy places the organism in Eukaryota, Viridiplantae, Streptophyta, Magnoliopsida, Amborellales, Amborellaceae. The record is from RefSeq and is a predicted model, not a curated record.
GUAUUUUGUGAGGGUUUUUUGGUAAUUUUUUCAAAAAUAAAGGAGAACUAAAAUUUAUUUUGAUUACUUUGACCCAAACUCUUAAAUCAGGUGAAUUUUUGUGUUUUGGUUUCUGGAAUAUAAAGAGUUUUGCUGCUUUCAAUGUCGACCAUGAUGCGGCUGUUUCAAUUCAGUUCUCUGACUGAAUCACAAGUCACUACCAUUGAUCCACCAUUCGAUCAAUUCUCUCUAUAACUUCAGUUCUGAAACUAUAUCAUAACCAUGGAUCUACCAUUCAAUCAAGGAGCAGAGAACCCUGCAAACCCCAAUCAAAAUCACCGCCCUCCAUUGAACUGUAAGCCCUCUUCAACCCUCUGGUUUCUUUCACUAUCUGUCCUUCUAAUCUCUCUCACUCUAGGAAUCGCAAACACCAGAUUAUACAAGCUACACUCUCUAAGAUCAACCUUAUCAGGACCCUUGCAACCCAUGACCCAAAAAACCCUAGAUUUAUCAGAACAAACCACCAUCUCCAAACCUCAAAUCAAUGUUCUAUGGAUGGCCCCUUUCCUAUCAGGAGGUGGGUAUAGCUCAGAGGCCUGGUCUUAUGUAACAGCUUUAGAGGAAACUGGUCAAACCAAUUUCAAUUUGAUGAUUCUUCAUCACGGUGAUCAAGAAGCCCUUGAUUUUUGGGAUGGUUUGCCUGAGAAAACCAGGCUUUUAGCACAAAAGCUCUAUUAUAGAGGACCUAUACCUCUGAACCAGACUGUAAUCAUAUGCCACAGUGAGCCUGGAGCUUGGUAUCCACCUCUCUUUCUCACUCUACCAUGCCCACCAACUGGUUAUAAAGAGGCUGCUUUUGUUAUAGGUCGAACCAUGUUCGAAACGGAUCGAUUAAAUCCCGAGCAUGUAGCUCGAUGUAACAAGAUGAAUUCGAUUUGGGUCCCUACUGAUUUCCAUAUCUCGACCUUUCUAAAAAGUGGAGUAAAUCCAACAAAAAUCAGAAAAAUAAUCCAACCAGUUGAUGUAGAUUUCUUCAAUUCUGAGAAAUGGAAGCCACAAAAGAUUCAGACCUUGGGUCGACUGGUUUUAGGCCGCCCCAAUUCACAAAAGAGCUCAGAGCUUCUUCCCAGUAAUGCAGACUUUGUGUUCUUGAGUGUUUUCAAAUGGGAAUUCAGGAAAGGGUGGGAUAUCUUACUAAAAGCUUAUUUGCAAGAAUUCGAAGCAUCUGAUAAUGUCUUUCUCUCUCUGAUCACGAAUCGCUAUCACUUUGAUGAGGACAUUGGUACCAAGAUCAAAGAAUUCUUAGAGAAUUCUAAUAUGACAGAACCCAAUUCAGGUUGGGCUCCAAUAAAUUUAAUUGAUGCCCAUAUUCCACAAAGGUGUUUGCCUGAAAUUUACAAAGGAGCUGAUGCUUUUGUUCUUGCUUCAAGAGGAGAAGGAUGGGGGAGGCCAAUUGUAGAGGCCAUGGCCAUGGCUUUGCCUGUGAUUUCUACAAAUUGGUCAGGGCCUAGGGAGUAUAUGACAGAGGAGAACAGUUAUCCAUUGCCAGUAGAAGGGAUGAGAGUGAUUGGAGAGGGACCAUUUAAGGGGCAUCUUUGGGCUGAGCCCUCAGUGAAUGGGUUGAGGAUUUUGAUGAGAAGGGUUUGGUUGAAUGGUGAGGAGAGGGAGAGGAAGGGGAAGAAAGGGAGGGAGGACAUGGUCAGGAGGUUUUCUCCUCAUGUGGUUGCAAGGGUGGUGGUUGAUGAGAUAUUGCAGUUGUUAAAGGAGGAAAUGUAGAUAAUGCCUAUUGUAUGAAUUUUUUGAUUUUUCAUUUACUCAUGACUUAUUUGUUAGGAAAGAACAUCAUCAUCUUACUUUUAUUUCAAUUAAUUAGGGUCCAA